AUGUGGGAUAAAAGAGUGGUUGAGGCGAUUGAGGAGUGUAUUGGAGAUUACUCGGUUGUGACUUUAUUUAAAAAUGUGGAUGAUGGAUGGGAAUGGGCAUUUGCAGGUUCCUAUGGUCCUAACGUAGAUAGGGAUAGGAGAAGGUUGUGGGAGGAGUUGGCAGGUUUAUACUCCUUAUGGGACGUGCCGUGGUGUAUGGGGGGUGACUAUAACAUUACUCACUUUCCUAGUGAACGUUCAGGGCAUUAUAGAAAUUCUGUGGCCAUGGAGGAUUUCUCCAAGUUCAUUUUUGAACUGGACCUCAUGGAUCUUCCCCUAGUAGGAGGCGAGUACACUUGGUCAAACGGACGGGCUUGGUCGAGAUUGGAUAGAUUUCUUGUUUCUCCUUCAUGGGAAGCACAUUAUCCGGAAGUAAGUCAGAAACGGUUAGCUCAAGUCAGCUCAGACCAUUUUCCUAUCUUUUUAGAUUGUGAGGGUAUUCACAGGGGUCGUCGGUACUUUAAGUUUAAAAAUAUGUGGCUAACGGCAGACGGGUUUGUAGAGAUGGUGAGUGCUUGGUGGUCAUCAUAUCAGUUUAAUGGUACUCCCAGUUUCAUUCUUGCAAGCAAGUUGAAGGCUCUGAAACAGGAUCUAAAGAAGUGGAAUUUGGAAGUAUUUGGUCACAUUGACAAUCAGAAGUCUACACUGUUGGAGGAACUGCAGGAGUUAGAGGGUAAAGAAUUAUUGGGGGAUACUUUGGAGGAGGUGUUAUUGAGGAAGGGCACGGUUAUGGCAAACUUGGAGAGGGUUCUGUCUUCAGAGGAGAUUUCAUGGCGUCAAAAAUCCAGGGCACUUUGGUUGAAAAAAGGGGAUAGGUGCACAAAGUUCUUUCACAAAGUGGCUAAUUCACAUCGGCGUAACAAUGCCAUUGAGUCGCUCCAAUUCGGCUCUCAGGUGGUCUUCUUCUCCGGAACUAGAAAACCAUAUUGUACAUUACUAUGA
Juglans microcarpa x Juglans regia is the source of this 981-nucleotide messenger RNA. RefSeq lists its product as uncharacterized. The coding region runs from base 1 to 981 and encodes 326 amino acids. Gene Ontology annotation, molecular function: catalytic activity. The transcript has a single exon. The record is from RefSeq and is a predicted model, not a curated record. Lineage: Eukaryota; Viridiplantae; Streptophyta; Magnoliopsida; Fagales; Juglandaceae.